AUGAGCAACGCCCCCAGGGGAUCACCCAGGGGUGUCGGCGCUGGUAAGGGCCCUGCAAGGACCUUGCCAAAGGCCUUGGUUCCCCCAGUGGCCCUUCCAGGUGGUGGUGUCGUCUGUAGGGGCCCUCCCAAUGGCGGUGGUGUCCGAGGGGCCUUCCCAGGGGACAGCGGCGCUCUGAAGGGACCUCAGAGCGGCAAGGGCGUUCCAGGUGGCCCUGCCAGGGACGAUGGAAUCCCCAAAGGCCCUGACAGGGGCUCUGGCGCCCCCAAUGCCUCUUACAGAGUCGAUGGCGCCUCCAGCGGCCCUCCUAGGGGCAACGCACCCCCAGGAGAGAUCCCAGUUGUGGUGGCAUAG
Molecule: messenger RNA, 354 nt
Organism: Homarus americanus (American lobster)
Lineage: Eukaryota; Metazoa; Arthropoda; Malacostraca; Decapoda; Nephropidae
Product: cuticle collagen 2-like
Exons: 1
Coding region: 1-354 (117 amino acids)
Source: RefSeq, a predicted model, not a curated record